UUGAAAGCGCACGCGCAGGUCCCCCUCCUUUUGCAAAAUUCUUCCAAGCUUUCCACUGAAAGCUCAUAAACAGUUGUGGAAUGACACUCGACGACAGGACAUAUUCUUCUUCAGAUUUCUCUGCAUAAAGGGAGAAAUUUGUUUUCACACGUUCUUCUCUUUGUCGCCAAGGUGUGUAGAACGAUUUUUGGUUUUUAUACUUUGGUACUUACCCAUUUUUGGAAGUUUAGAUUGGAAGAUCCCAGAUAAAAUAUAACAGGUGGUGCAAUUCUCGAUGUCCGUGAAACAGUACUAAAUAUAAGUAACAAAAGAUCUUGAAGAAACUGCAACAUGGCUGAGGAAUACAGGAUAAGGUUGGUCGUCCUAGGCGGAGGAGGAUCGGGUAAAAGUUCCAUAAUAAAAAGAUUCCUCUUCAAUUCCUUCUGCGAAAAGCAUCGGCCUACUGUCGAAGAUCUUUAUUGCAGAGAAUUUGAUCUUGAAGCUAUGACCCUUAAAGUAGACAUUUUGGAUACAGCUGGAGAUUUCCAGUUUCCGGCGAUGAGAAGAUUGUCGAUAGCUACAGCACAUGCAUUCCUUCUAGUUUAUAGCAUUGACAGCGUAGAGUCUUUUAACACUGUGAAAAUUUGCUUUCAGGAAAUUAGAGAGCAGAAGUCAGACUUCCAAGAGGUGCCUAUUGUAGUGGUUGGUAAUAAACUAGAUAUUGGAGAGAGUAGUCGAGCCGUUCCGAAAGAGGACGCUGCUGAAUGGCUGUUCUGUGAGCUUCCGAGGCUCCGUGCCAAAAUCCUGGAGUGCUCAGCGAAAGAUAACACCAAUAUCAAGGACAUAUUCCGAGCUUUCUUACAGUUAUCUAAGUUACCUUUGCCAGCUGAAGGUCUAAAGCGUCGAUCCAGCGCCCAUGCAGCAGCUGCGUCCAACUCCAACGGAGCUACAAAUCGUCUGCAGGCGGAAGGAUCCACUCCUGAAGAGGGACCAGCCAGUCCUCUUAAACACCAGAGAAGCUUCAAGCCAAGAAGCAGAAGCUUGAUAAGGCGAACAAGUAAAAAAAUGCAAAAAAUGAAGGAUGCAGCAGCAGCUGCUCACGGUACUACUGCUAACAUAGAUGAUUGUUGCAUAUCAUAAUCUGUUUGUUUGAUGAUGAUAUCCGAAUACGGGAUCAAAAAGGAUGCGUACGAAUUAUCAAUCUUUCUAUGUCAUUUUAAUGUCAGGCUUGUUAUGCUGCAGUUCAGUAAGUAUUUAUAUGCGCCAAAAAUGAUUUUCUUUUGUUUGUGGAGUGAAGAUGGGUAUCUGGUUAUGGAUGGUUUAAGAAUGGGUAAAUAAAAGCCAUCAGUAGAAACACCUAACCCACUUCUUACAGCACUUGAAGGCGUCAAAAAUUUAUAAGCUUUGUAAACGAAGUAAGUAUGGCUCGAAAAUAACAGCUUUAAUAACAACUGAAAGUGAAAAUUAUUAAAUCCCCCUUAAUCCCGCUGAAAAAUCUAAGAAGCUGUUACAGUCUAAAAAACCAUAUAAUGACAUCCGUCUAAUGUCAUCCAUAUAAUGACAUUUAAAAAACUUCUGAGAAUAUUUUUUCAAAUUCUGAAGCAGAACAAUUUUCGUAUGUAACAUAAUAAUAUUUUCUGUUCAGUUGCAGUCUUUAGUCUUGAAAUUAUAAAUCUUUUCGUUAAAGAUUGAAACAGUAAAAAAGCCACCUAUUUUCUAUAUUUUCCUACCUGGAUUUCAGUUGCAGGUCUUUGAUUGUUGAUUCAACCGUACGUUUUCCACUGUAGAAUUUUUUUCUUCUCAAAAUGAAUUUGCAAUAGAAACCUCUUGUUAGCAUCUCUGUUUACUUUCUUUUAAAAUAAAAGAGAAAAAAUUUCAGGUUUCAAGGCAAACUAGAAAACAUUCUUGAGUAGUCUUCAUGGCCUGACGGAAUCAAUAAAUAGCAAACAUUAUAUAUAUUAUGGCAAAAACUAAUAUGACUUCAAAGUCUUAAAUAAAUCUCCUCUUUCAUUAGAGUAAAAUGUAGUUUUUGAAGAGGAAAUUCAAAUCGUAAUACCAGAUUGUAAUAUUAAUUGUAAUAUAUAUUGUAAUUGUAAUAUUAAUACCAGUAUGAUUGAAUUCAUAAGAUUGAUAUUUUCGCCGCAUCCGAAAUCUUUGGAAAACAUCGUGAGCUUUCUGAGAUUUUUGUACUGAUAACUUGAUUUUUAUUGAAUGUAGUGCAGCAGAAUGCAAAAUAACGGUUUGUACAUGAAAGCCAUGGCAGUUAUUUAUUUCUCAGUUAGUUUUAACUGAAUUAUAUGUAUGUGUUAUAAAUGGUGCCAUUAUUUGUUAAAUAGUAUCUCAAUUUAUGUGAAAGAAUACUGUUACUUUGUGUUUGAAACUUACUGUGCUAUUAGCAGUUCUAUAGUUAUUAGUGUCUUUCUAGUAUCGUGUUUUUCCGUUGUUUUGUUAACGGAAAAAACAAUGUAAAAUAUGUUACUUUUUAAAUGCUUUAUUUUUUAACGCAUGGAAAUUAUAGUUUUUUAUUGCAUUAUCUCUAAGGCUUCUUUUAAAGUUUAAAUAAUAUUUCGAGUGAAAAUGCUUUUUAAAUGAAUUUUCUCUUCUUAAAAUGGCUAUUUGACUAUAUAUACCUGAAUAUAAAAAUCUUGUUUCUUAGUUAUUUUUACUACUAUAUUGCCUUUUUAGCUAAACAUUGAAACAUUUCUAAAAACAUUGAAACAUUUCUUAUAAUCCUCUAAUUAGGCUUAACCGAUAAAUAAUUUUGGAGCUUUAGUGUUAUAUUUAGUUAUUGGUAUUAAUCGUAUAACUGUUGUGUGAAGAAUACGAUGUUUUUUUCUCUAUAUACAGACCGAAAAUGUCUAUAUAGUAUACGCUGCCAAAAAAAGUUUCAGUAUAGUACAGAAACCUCAUAAAUUUGUAUAACUUAUCCAUUUUAAAAUAUUGAAAUACUUCGAACUAAAAAUUUAAUAUUGUGAUUUAUCAUCAAAAAAUAUUGAUAUUUAUGGAUAUAUCGUGAUAAAUUUCCAAUUUUACUAAUUUACUUUAUUUUUUGCUUUUGAUAAUAUUUUAGUUACGCAACUGAAAAAAAAUUCUUUUUCAAAAUUGUUUUAAGUUAUAUGUCUUAAUUAAGAUACUUCCGACAAGUCGCUGUCAGGAUUACAUCGUUGCGAUUAAUUAUCGCUACAUCUUCUUAUUCGAUAAUUAUUGAAUAUUUAUCAUGUUCCAUAUUUAUCGUUACCGAUAUUAAGGAUAGUAUCACAUUCCGUAUUUUUUUAACGAUAACGAUCAAAAAAUUAUUGUAUUGUCGUUAUUUAUUGUAAGACAUUCAUUAAAACUUCACUCUAAAAUAUCGUUAACACGUUAUUAAACGUAUCGAUAUAUCCCUAUAUUUAGCUUUACAUCUUUAAAGAGGAUUGCUUUCAUUGCAUUUAAUUCAGCUUAACUAAAGAUACUUUUCUUGAUAUAAUUAAAUUAACAUCUAAAUUUUAUUCUAACAUGGUUUUAAUCAUUCUUUAAUUAUUAUUUAGGAAAACGUUAUUUAUUUUCUUAUGCUGAUUACCUUCUUUCAAACUACAACGCAUGCAGCCGGCUUCUUAAUUUGGAAAUAUUUUUCUCUUUGAAAUAAUGUGCUUCAAUAAUUUUAAAUAUUGUUAAAAACCAAAGCCAUAUCACUAUGCCACGUCUAAUAUACGUUAUAUUUUAGUUUUAAAUAUUUUUAUAACAAAAAUAUUUGCAAAAAAACUACUUUCUUUCAUCGGAAAUUUUUUUUUUAUCUUGCUUAAAUUAUUUCUUUUAUUUCGAAGAUUAGAUAUUCAUAUCAUUAUAAACCCUAUUUUGUUGCAGUUAACAUUUUAC
Parasteatoda tepidariorum (common house spider) is the source of this 3834-nucleotide messenger RNA. Its product is annotated as GTP-binding protein Di-Ras2. The record is from RefSeq and is a predicted model, not a curated record. Gene Ontology annotation, molecular function: GTPase activity; GTP binding. NCBI's taxonomy places the organism in Eukaryota, Metazoa, Arthropoda, Arachnida, Araneae, Theridiidae.